Molecule: messenger RNA, 3426 nt
Organism: Condylostylus longicornis
Lineage: Eukaryota; Metazoa; Arthropoda; Insecta; Diptera; Dolichopodidae
Product: putative sodium-coupled neutral amino acid transporter 10
Exons: 8
Coding region: 308-3277 (989 amino acids)
Biological process (GO): amino acid transmembrane transport
Molecular function (GO): amino acid transmembrane transporter activity
Source: RefSeq, a predicted model, not a curated record
UUUAGAAAAUAGGAAAAUAGCACAUCUUUAAAAAGCUUUCCCUUUUUUUUUUGCUUACGUUUUUGCGUUCGUAUGUUAAUUAAUAAAUUUGCGUAAUUUUAUUUUUGCAAUAUUCAAAUAUUUUAAAUGGGAAAUUAUGCAGUUCUAUUUUAAAUCUUUAAAAGAUUUUUGUGAUAUUUGGAUAACAUUUCAAAGAAAUAUACAUACAUAAUAUAAAAAAAAAGUGGUGUUGUAAAGUUGUAAAUCAGCAAAUAAUACCACAUAUCUACCCACAUAUUGAGGAAGAAGAAAGUAAACAAAAACAAAGAUGUUAAUGACUAAUAUGGGUCAUGUAAUGACCCUAGCCAAUAGUAUUAUUGGAGUAGGAAUAUUGGCCAUGCCCUUUUGUUUUCACAAGUGUGGGAUCGUUUUAUCGAUUUUGUUGCUAGUCUUAAAUUAUUUAGUUACUAGGAUCUCCUGUUAUUAUCUUAUAAGAUCAGCUCUAUUAGCUAGAAGAAGGAGUUUUGAAUUCCUAGGUUUUUAUGCAUUUGGUUCUUCUGGUAAAUUAAUGGUUGAACUUUGCAUUAUUGGGUACCUGAUUGGAACUUGUAUAGCCUAUUUUGUUGUCGUAGGUGAUUUGGGACCGAGAAUAAUAGCUAAAAUAUUAGAUUUAAAUGAAAGUGAUAAUUUAAGAACAUGGGUCAUGAUAAUUGUUACUAUCUUAUGUAUAAUCCCAUUGGGAUUAUUAAGAAAUGUUGAUAGCUUAUCAGCAGUUUCAACAGCGUCUAUCGGUUUUUAUAUUUGUUUAGUUUUAAAAGCAAUAAGCGAAUCUCAAGCACAUUUAAUGGCUAAUGACUGGCAUGAAAAAGUUAUUUAUUGGGAUCCAGAUGGGAUACUACAAUGUUUACCAAUAUUUUCAAUGGCCUGUUCAUGUCAAAUGCAAUUGUUUGAAGUAAUGGAAACUGUUCCAAAUCAUUCAUUAGAAAAAAUGAAUUCAAUUGUAAAACAGUCUACAAAAAUUUGCACAUGUGUUUAUAUAAUGGUUGGUUUAUUUGGGUAUAUAGGAUUUUGUACUAUUCCUUUUACAGGAAAUAUUUUAAUACAUUUCUCGCCGACAUUAAGCAGUGAGGUCAUAAAACUUGGAUUUGUUCUUUCGGUUGCAUUUAGUUUUCCACUUGUAAUAUUUCCGUGCAGAGUCAGCAUAUAUUCAUUAAUUUACAAACGGGGACAUGGAGAUGCCUCAACUUAUAUUCCAGAGAAACGUUUUAAAGUCAUCACAGUUUCAAUAGUUUUAAUUUCAUUGCUAGUUGCUUUAAUGAUACCGUCAAUAGAAUUAGUUAUAGGUUUAGUUGGAUCUACAAUUGGAGUUGCUAUUUGUGUUUUGUUCCCGGCUUCAGUUUAUUUAAAAAUGUUCUCUAAAAUUCGAACAUUUGAAAAGACGGUAGCUCAGGUGGUUUUAGUUGGAGGAUUUUUUUUAAUGAUACUUGGAACUUACGCCAAUUUAAAUGCUAUUGAUGAAAAACGAUCUGGUAUUUCAACUGAAGCAACAGAGAGAUCUGUAAUUUUGCAGAAUAAUUUUCAUCAGUCGGAUUUAUCUAUCGCAGAUAAACUUGCCAAAAAGGAAAUAGAACAAAAUUUUGUGCCAAAACUCCCACCUAUUAUACCUACAUCAGAUUCAUUGAAAGCAAAUAUAUUAGAACCUAAACUUCCUUUUGAAAACCCACCAAUAAUUAAAGAAAACCCGAAAUUACCUUUUGAAACAAAUAAAAUAAUUGAAGAAGAAAAAAUAAGUAAUUUAUCUAAUUUGAAGCCACCUAUAGAAAGUUCGAAAGUGUCACCCGAACCACCGAAACCAGCUAAUAUUGACAAAUAUAAAAUUGCUACACAAAAUAUAAAAUCAAUUCUGCCGAACCAAGUUAUAACUAAUGAUUCUAAGGUAAUUGAAAAAGCAUCAAAAAUUCAACCAAAUAAACUUGAUGUUGGUAGUCUUGAUCAAUCAAUAAAAACUAGUGAUUUCAAAGAAAAUUCAGUUAUAAAAACUAAAAAAGAAGAAAAUAUAAAAGACACACCUUUAGCUACAAACGUGGUUAAAACUGUUAACACAAACAAUGUUAUUGAUAAAGAUGCUAUCAAAAAGGAUGAAGAAAUAGCCGCAGAAGAAGCUGCAAAAGAUAAAGAUAAGAAAUUAGAGAUAGCUGAAGCUGAGUUACAGAAAACUAAAGAAUUAUUAGAAAAGAAAGUUGAUGAGCUGAAACAAGAAAUAGUAAAGCAAAAUGAAGAAACACAAAAAUUAGUUAAUGAAAAACUGAGUAACAUAAUUGAACAAGUAAAGGAAAUUAAAGAAGAAGUAAAAGAAGAGAAAAAAAAUGAACAAGCUAAAAUUGAUGAAAGUCUUAAAAACAAUUUGAAUAUUCACAAUCACAAUGAAAUUAUUGAAAAAACACCUGAUAUCGAAGUAAAAACAAAAUUCAACCCACCGCAAGCAUCCCUAGUUGCCCAGUUGUUACAAAAUCUACCUUCAAAAGAAAUUAUACAGAAAGCCGAUUAUGCAACUAAUAUUACAAGUAAUGAAAUUACAAAAUUAGAGUCAAAUGUUAAAAUCUUAAAUAACGAUAACACAGGUAUCGUAAAAACUGAUUCAAAAUCAGAAAAGGAAAAUGAAAAAUUAAAAAUACAAGAAACAAAGGAAAAAGUUUAUGAACCAUUGUCUUAUAAAACCGGUGAAAUUUUAAAUAAAAUAAAUGAAACAAAAUCACAUUUCAUAGACAAUCGAGCAGCAAUACCAUUACCAUUGUUAAUCAAUUCAACUAAUAAUUCUAAAUUAACAAAAAUUAAUAAUGACAUUGAUUCCAAUAAUCUGAAUCAAUUAGUUAACAAUAAAAAUAUUUCAAAAGAUUUACUGAAUACUACAAAUUUAAAAGUAUCAGAUAACAAUAAUAGUAAUAUGACUAAAGAUUUAAGAAGUAAUGUAAUGAUUCAAUCAAUUAAAAAUUCAAAAAUAACUGAAAGUAAUAUUGAAGCAAUCCGAAGGGACAUACUAGAGGUAAAAGAAACUAAAACUGAAAAUAAUGAAAAAUUGAAUAGAGAGAAACGAGACUUAAAUAAUUUUGAUUAUAACCUACUUUUCACUAAUAAUGAUAAUGUAAAUUGUUUACCAGAUUGCAUUAAAAAUAAUGAACCUUUAAUAUUUACGAAUUUAUUUACGAACGAUCUGAAUAUUGGAUUAAAAAUAAUGACUGGCGGACGGGAUUUGAAAUCAAUUGAUGAAAACAAUGAAGAUGAAAAACAUUCAAAAUAAAAUACCAUCAUUUAAGAUGAAUUUUAUUUUUUUUAUUUUUCUUGUUUUUGAAUUAUUUAUUUUGAGAGAAUUUAAUUUUUUGAUGCAUUUACAACUUAUUGAAAAAAAGAAAACCAAAUUAUUAUUGUAAAAAAUUUGUAAUAAAGAGA